AUGUCCAGCUACGCCGAUAAGAUCAAGGAGAUUGAGGCCGAGAUGGCCCGCACACAGAAGAACAAGGCCACGGCGUACCAUCUCGGCACGCUGAAGGCCAAGCUCGCCAAGCUGAAGCGCGAGCUGCUGACGACGCCCAAGGGCGGCGGCGGUGGCGGCGAGGGCUUCGAUGUUGCGGGCACGGGAGUGGCGCGCGUGGGCUUCGUCGGGUUCCCGUCAGUGGGCAAGUCGACAUUGAUGAGCAAGAUGACCGGGACGUUCUCCGAGGUGAGCGAGGUAGAGUUCACGACGCUGACGACAGUGCCGGGCGUGCUAGCAGUGGCGCGGACGUGCUCGCUGAUUUUCCUGGUGCUGGAUGUGCUGAAGCCGCUGACGCACAAGGCGGUGAUUGAGCGUGAGCUGGAGGGAUUCGGGAUCCGGCUGAACAAGGAGCCGCCAAACAUUGUGUUCCGCAAGAAGGACAAGGGCGGGAUUAACAUGACCAACACGGUGCCGCUGACGCACCUGGACCAGGACAUCGUGCGGUCGAUUCUGUCCGAGUACCGGAUUGCCAGCGCCGAUGUGGCGUUCCGCUGCGACGCUACGGCCGACGACCUGAUUGAUGUGAUCGAGGGCAACCGCGUGUACAUUCCGGCGGUCUAUGUGCUGAACAAGAUUGACCAGAUCUCGAUCGAGGAGCUCGAUCUUAUUUACAAGAUCCCGCAUGCGGUGCCGGUCUCGGCCCACCAUGAGUGGAACUUUGACGAGCUGCUGGAUAAGAUGUGGGCGUACCUGAAUCUGCUGCCAGACUACUCGGCGCCCGUGGUGCUGAAGCGCGACAGGUCGUCGGUGCUGGAUUUCUGUAACUCGAUCCACAAGGGCAUUCUCAAGGAUUUCUCGUACGCCAAUGUGUGGGGGACCUCGGUCAAGCACAAUCCGCAAAAGGUCGGGCGCGACCAUGUGCUGCUGGACGAGGAUGUGGUGUCGAUUGUGAAGAAGAAGUAGGAUGAUGCAUUAAAAGCCAUUAAAAAAAUCAAUAACCAUUUCCAUAACACUGCAC
This is a messenger RNA of Linderina pennispora, 1039 nucleotides long. Its product is annotated as putative GTP-binding protein. The transcript is spliced from 3 exons. Gene Ontology annotation, molecular function: GTP binding; GTPase activity. The coding region runs from base 1 to 984 and encodes 327 amino acids. NCBI's taxonomy places the organism in Eukaryota, Fungi, Kickxellomycota, Kickxellomycetes, Kickxellales, Kickxellaceae. The record is from RefSeq and is a predicted model, not a curated record. Gene Ontology annotation, cellular component: cytoplasm. Gene Ontology annotation, biological process: cytoplasmic translation.